Messenger RNA from Thrips palmi, 1181 nucleotides. RefSeq lists its product as uncharacterized. The record is from RefSeq and is a predicted model, not a curated record. NCBI's taxonomy places the organism in Eukaryota, Metazoa, Arthropoda, Insecta, Thysanoptera, Thripidae. The transcript has 8 exons. The coding region runs from base 48 to 1181 and encodes 377 amino acids.
UUUCUCGCGGUUCCACUCUGCGUGGUGCGCUUCUCCGCUCUCGCAGGAUGGAGAUGGAGGAGUACAUACAGGAGUGGCGUCAGUACCUGAGGGACCCAACUGCACCAGCCGGGCACCGAUUCAGGGCUUUCGUGCUCAAUGUGGCAGCGGCGCGGGUGUCCUUGAUUCUAGCCUGGACCGUCAACGUCAUUUGCGCCGUGAACACGCUGUGCGCCCAGUCGAUGCGGGAGGCGCUGGUGUUCGUGCGCAUCCUCGUGGGCACCGUGUCGGGCGUGGGCGCCAUGCUGGCCACGCACCGCAAGUACCUGCUCGUGGACGCGUGCCGGCGGAUGGAGCACGUCGCCGCGGGCAUCGAGCGGACAGCGGGCCGCCUCCCAGUCAUCAGGGAAAACGCGAGGAAAAGUGUUCAACGUGGCAGGGCGGAGGUGAACUUCUUCACUGUGUACGGAAGCUGUGUAAUCGUUGGAACUAUGUACACGAUGUUUUCCGAGACUGAGCGUUGGGCUGAAGUUGCCUGUCGCUGGCUCCCAGUCGACCCCGCCCAGUGCGCAAAGAUGACGGGACCGGCUCAGAGGGUCACAUCGGUAAUGAUGAUGUGUGGCGCUCCAGCCAUUGUUACUUCAUUGCUAGGCUUCAUUCUGCCUGUCCUUCUGGUCAUCCACCGAUGUCUGGCCCACCUGCAGACUCAAAUUAACUAUUUAACGGAGGUUGGACCCUGCUCAGUCGAGUUGGCGAGGCUGCACAGCGACCUCCUCAAAGCGGCAAUCUCCGUCAAUCGGCUGCUCGAGCCGCUGGUGGCUUUUUACCUCCUCGGUGCUUUCGUGCUACCUCUGCUUUCGACCGUCGACGUGGUGCUGAACGGCAAAGAUGCUGACCAGUACGCGCUCGUCAUCGCCCCCGUGGUGCUCAUCGUGUUCGUGCCAAUCUGUGAGGCGGGCGACAAAAUGUUGGCAGCACACGAAGCCCUGGCCGGAUGCGCUUACCGCGGGCCGUGGCUGGACGAGCAGAGAUUCGAGGUUCGUCUGCGCCUCAACCUGAUGCUGGCCUCCCGGAUGCGGGGGGCUCUCUUUCGGGGCCGCGGCAUCGGCGUUCUGGACAGGGGCGCUUGCCGCGCAGCCAUCCGGGGCUGGUUCAGCUUCCUGCAAGCACUCAUCAACCUUCGCCAGGGGCGGCACAUGUGA